GCCGCGGUUGCUAGGCUGCAGGUUGCUAGGCAGCGGCGUCGCGUCUCACUUGGGCCUUGCCCGACUCCAAGGCAUGGGGGACUCGGAGGGCGAGGUUUUGCGGGGGACCUUCCCCAGCCUCAUGGCGGAAGGGACGAUGCUGAGCCGGCGCGGGGAGCUUGCCAAGGCGCUGACUUGCUACACCUACGCCCUGCAACUCCAGCCAGGUGACCGGAACUGCCUUGUUUCCCGUUCAAAAUGCUACCUAAGACUUGGAGAUACAGAAAAUGCCUUGAAGGAUGCGGAAGCCUCCCUGGCAGCUGACAAAGGGUUUACCAAGGGUCUAUACCAGAAAGCAGAAGCAUUGUACACUAUGGGAGAUUUUGAAUUUGCCUUGGUCUUUUACCAUCGAGGCCACAAGAUCCGCCCAGAGUUGCCACAAUUCAGGCUGGGCAUUCAAAAAUGCCAGGAGGCAAUUGAAAAUUCUGUUGGAAGCCCUUCUUCUGUGAAACUGGAGAACAGACCAGACCUCUUCUUUCUGAGUCGCCAGGCAGAGAGUAAAAGAGCAAAACAGAAGCUUCAGGUCAAAUUUCCUAAGAAGGAUGCAAAGUACCUAGGCAGACAGGAGCCUGUGAGGAAUGAGAAAACCGAACGGCAGCUGCUGGGGGAGCUCUACGUUGACAAGGCUUUUCUGGAGAAAUUGCUCAAGGAUGAAGACUUGACCAGAAGCACCACAAAGCAAGGGGUGACUGUUGGACGCCUGAUCCAGGAAGGGCUUUCCUACCUCGAUACCCGCACAGAUUUCUGGCAGCAGCAGAAACCUAUCUACGCCAGGAUCAGAGACCGCAAGCUCAUGCUUAAGAGAUGGACCAGAGAUCAAAAGCGGAAGCCAUCCGAGGUGGCCAGAUACAUCUUAAAGAGCAUGGAGGACAUUGAUAUGUUGUUGACUAGCGGCAGCCCCGAAAGAAGCUGCCAGAAAGCUGAGCAAGUGCUGAAAAAGAUCCAAGGCUGGUCUGACGAAGAGAUCCCCAACAGGAGCGAACUGGUUGGAAACCUCUACAGCUGCAUUGGGAAUGCCCAGAUUGAGAUGGGGAACAUGGCAGCAGCUUUGCAGAGCCACCAGGUGGAUCUGGACAUUGCGAAAGAAAACAACCUGACCGAUGCCAUCUCCAGAGCCCUUGACAAUAUUGGCAGAGUGCAUGCCCGCAUGGGCAACUUCCAGAACGCCAUUGACACCUGGGAAGAAAAGAUUCCACUUGUGAAGAGCAACCUGGAGAAGACUUGGCUGUUCCAUGAAAUGGGCAGAUGCUACCUUGAGCUCAACAAAGCGGCGGAGGCUCGGGACUAUGGCGAAAGGUCCUUGCAGUGUGCAGAGGAAGAAGGAGACAUUGAGUGGCAGCUCAACGGCGGUGUAUUGGUGGCACAAGCACAAGUGAAACUGGAAGAUUUCCAGUCAGCAGUCACCUACUUUGAGAAGGCUCUGGAGCAGGCGAAACGUAUCCAUAACGUUGCUGCUAUGCAGGCGAUCAUUAUUGCACUGGAUGAAGCCAACAAAGGAUUCAUCAAAGAAUUGAAAGAAGAACAGAGGCUUGAAAGGAUGCGCGAGUUGAAAGAAUUAGAAGAUGAGGAGGAAGAGGAGGAGGAGGAGGAGGAAGAAGAAGAACAACAACAAGAGGAGAAGAAGAAGGAGGAAGAUGUUGGGGAUGCAGAUACAGGAGAGCGUACAUCAAAAAAACAAGAAGAGGAAAAGGCUGGGGAAAUUGAAACUGAAAAAGAGAAACAGAACAAAGGCUUCGGCCGGAAGAGCCACACGUUCCUGCCCAAGAUAUUUAGGAAAAUGUCUUCCCAGCCCAAGGAACGCCCCGAGAGCUUGCAGUUCCCUUUCCUGGACGACAACGACACCAUCGCCACCAUCCGGGAGUCGAAGACGCUGUUCAUUCUGCGGGGCCUGCCUGGCAGCGGGAAGUCCACUUUGGCGCAGGCCAUCCACGACAAGUACAAAGAUGCUUGCAAGGUCAUCUCCGCUGACAGCUACAAAAUCCAGCCUGCCGUCAGGAGCGCCAUUCCCGACGACUAUGGCAAGGUCGACGAGGACCUAGGUGACUACUGCAAGCGUGACAUCAGCGUGCUGGUGGUAGACGACACCCACCAUGAGAGGGAGCGCCUGGAUCAGAUCUUCGACAUUGCCGACACAUUCCGCUACCAGGUCAUCAUCGUGGAGCCCAAGACGACGUGGAAAAUGGAUUGCUUGCAGCUGAAGGAUAAGAACCAGUGGAAACUCUCGGCGGAUGAGCUCAAGAAGCUGAAGCCCAGUUUGGAAAAGGAUUUCCUUCCCUUGUAUUAUGGGUGGUUUUUGAGCAAAAGGAGCUCGGAGAACCUGCGGAAGACCGGGCAGGCGUUUUUGGACGAGCUUGCCAGUAUCAAAGUCUUCAGAAAGGAGGCUAAGCACUUUGGACAACCCAGCGAAGACCCCAAAGCAAAAAUUGACUUGACUGGCUACUUUGUGAGAAGGCCACCAGGGGUCUUGCACUGUACAACGAAGUUCACCGACUACGGGAAGGCUCCGGGAUCAGAUGACUACGCACAGCAGGAGGCUGUUAAGUCAUCUUAUGGAAAAGCCUUCUUCCUGACCAUCUCUGCUCUCUUCAUCACACCAAGAACGGCUGGUGCCCGCGUGGAACUGAGUGACCAGCAGAUGCUUCUGUGGCCUGGUGACGUGGACGUGCUUCAGCCAGCCGUCAGCCUCCCGAAAGGCAGUCGGGCCCACAUCACCCUGGGCUGUGCUAGUGGGGUAGAAGCCGUCCAAACCGGCAUUGACCUCCUCGAGUUUGUUAAGCUGGAAAAGGCAGGGAACAAAGGCGAGGAAAUUGGGGAAAUUGGGGGCGGGAGACUUUUGUCCUACGGGAAUGGCCUGUGGAUGCUCCAGCUUUCUAAAAAGAUUGAGGUGAGGUGUGUCUUUUCUGGGUACUACGGAAAGGGGAAACUGGUGCCAACUCAAAGUGGGAGUAAACGGGGAUCCCCUUUUAAUGCCUGCAUCAUCAUCUAAGGGCCCUUUUUGCUACUGCAGCCUUACGGUUUGCAGCAAUGUGCAACCUUUUUUUAUAAACAACUCCCCAAGCCACACACAUCCAACUAAAGCCAACUCUUUUUAAAUUCUAGCUUAGCUGGUCUCUUCAGAGAAAUUUCUUCUCCUUCAGGGAAAAACACUACCAGAGGCCGGUAAUGGAAAAUUAGCACCUUUGUUAAAUGUGUGAAUUAAGAUUAAUGCAACAGGAUUUGUGGUGUUUUUUUUAAAGUAUUAGUUUUGUUUUGUUUUAAAGGUAGAGAAACAUCCUUUAAGCAUGGCCACUGCUUGUAAAUCCACUAGGCCUUGUGCUGUUAGGUCUCUCGCAGAAUGAAGUGGUAGAAUGGGUUAUAUCAUGUCAGACUGCAAAUGUUUGUGUGAGAAGUUAUGUUUUUUCUCAACGGUCUCUGCAAGUAGAAAGCCAGCAGAGCAAGGAAAUGGUGAGGCGAGAACCACGCUGGUUUUUUACUUGCAGGGGACAUAUUUACAGAGGGGUGUUUUCAAAAUAAUAUUUAUUUAAUAAAAAUAUUUAUUUGUACCACGCCCAUCGGACUGGGUUGCCCCAGCCACUCUGGGUAGCUGAUGUGAUUCACCUGUAGUAUGAAGUGGUACAAUCCAUUCUCACCCCUCACGUUCUGCUGAGUAGGUAGGCCCAAUCUGGCUGGCUUGGGAUCUCACACUGCUCCCCCAGAAUCCUGUGAAAUAUAGAUCGAAAGGAAUAAAGGAAAAGUUCCGUGCACUGGCCUUGGAUUUGCUGGACUCAGAUCUCAGCUUAGUUACAGUAGUUUAAUAGCAUCUCUCUUCAGUUACUUCAUUUCUGAAAGGGUUUCAAAAGCUAGAACUGGAUCAGCAGUUAAUCCUGCUACAAGGACCAACAGGGUUCUUGUGAAGUCAAGAGCGUCCAUAAAUCCUAACAUGAAGUGUAUUUAAUCAAGGACUUAUAUGGCAGUUUGUGUACAGCAAAUGACCCCCCCCCUUCCAAUUUUUUGUUUUAAAAAGUUGGUCAAGAACCAGUGGUGGAUCCUGUGUCUUUCUGCUAGCAUGUGAACACAGGCGAGUGCUAGACAGAUAUUUAUAUGGCACAGUCUGGUGCAUCUUUACACAGCCGUCCCAUGGAGUUUAAUGUGAUUUAUUCCAGGCAAGUUCGCCUGGCGCCUUCAUUAUACACCUUUAGGUGCCAGGCAAAAACGUUCCUUUUUAACCAGGCCUUUGGUUGACCUGAUGGACACCCCAUGCCCUUUUAAAAUGUGGCUCUUUUUGGGGGCGGUACUAUUGGGUUAUUUUGAUUUUAUAUAUUGUAAUCUUUUCAGCAAACCACCCCGAGACCUCCGGGUAUAGGGUGGUAUAUAAAUUCAAUAAAGAAUAAUGAAAAGAAUAAAAUUAUUCUCAGAUAAGUAUGUAGAGCCCCAGCCAGCAUGACCAAUGGUCGGCGGUGGAUAGGAAUUGGAAUCCAACAACACAACGACCACAGAUUCCCCAUCUCUCUCCUCUGGAUACAUCAGAUUCUGAAUAAAGGUACUGCUUAGUUUUUAUACCUGCCUUUUAUGCAUACUAGUGUGCAGGUCGUCAGUUAAAACGUAGAUGUAUGAGACAAGUGCAGCAUUUUUUUUUACAUCUCAGCUGGAUCAUGGUUACGACUCUUGACAGUGGCCUAUUUUAGAUAUAAAGGAAAUAAAACUCCCAGCCACUCUUAUUGCAAGAAUUUAUUUAUUUUUAAUUUUGUGAAUAGGACUGCUGCUCACUUACUGAAUAUUUCAGUUUCCUAUUAAAUAUCCUCCUCUCGCCUUGCAACUUUGACAUGUCCUGUUGAACGCAUUGUUUACCUGACUGCAUUCCAGCAGUAGUUAUGUAAGACAUUUGAGCACGCUGCGUUUUUAAAUCAAGUACAGUGGUACCUCGGUUUAAGAACAGUCCUGUCUUUGAACGCUUUCGGUUUACGAACUCCGCAAAACUUAGUUUUCAAACCUUUACCGCGGACUAAGAACGGAAUCUGAACAGUGGAAGGGCACCGGAGGCGGGAGGCCUCAUUAGGGAAAGCGUGCCUCGGUUUAAGAACGCUUUCGGUUUAAGAAUGGGACUUCCGGAACGGAUUAAGUUCAUAAGCUGAGGUACCACUGUACAUGCAGAAAUCUGUAGUGUGUGCUUUUACUUUCUGUUUGAAGUUGUACAAAGCACAGGAUCUAAAGUACCUCCCACUCCAGAGUUGGCUCAUUUAUGCUACUAGAAGACCAGAGUCUUCCCCCAUCCCUCCAUGCUUAUUCUUGUAUAACCUCACUGAAUAAUGACCCUCACUUGGGGCAAAGAAGAGGGAAGAGCAGCUCUGAGCUAAACUGUGGGAACAGCUUGGAAGUUAAACACACCUACUGCUUUGUUUAUGUGAAUGAUCCUAAGAGUAAUAUGAGCAAGUGCCUAGCACGGGAUUGAACUUGAAACAGAAGGUUUAAACGUGCUCCAAACCAGGCAUAGGCAAACUCGGCCUUCCAGAUGUUUUGGGACUACAACUCCCAUCAUCCCUAGCUAGCAGGACCAGUGGCAAGGGAUGAUGGGAAUUGUAGCCCCAAAACAUCUGGAGGGCGGAGUUUGCCUAUGCCUGCUCUGAACACACAAAGCCAAAAUUGGCAUCAAAUAUAUUAAAGCAAGAUGGGUCUUUUCGGUUUGUACAUCAAAGUCUAAUUCACUUGAAUGUUUAGUUACAGAAGGGGGUGGGGAAUUGGUUAUGCUAACUGUCGCUCAGGAAACAUCUAUCACAUCAUCAUAACUUGUAUUUGUGUAUAAUACCUGUGCCAGAUUAAGAUUUCACAUACUGGUUAUCUAAUGGUCAAGUUUCUGUUAAUAUGUCUGUCUAGAAUACAGUCAAAUUCUUAUUUUUACUUAUGAGGAAAGUAGUACAUCUUUGUGGUUCUGACUGGUGUAACUUUUUAUUUCUUUUAAAAAAUACCUUUUUAACUCUGAUCCAGGGCCAAAUAGGAGCUUAAGACUCAUAGCAACUGUAAAAUAUACUUAAAUAAAUCUGUUAUUAAUAUACAGAAA
Messenger RNA from Zootoca vivipara (common lizard), 6073 nucleotides. Lineage: Eukaryota; Metazoa; Chordata; Lepidosauria; Squamata; Lacertidae. The record is from RefSeq and is a predicted model, not a curated record.